GUUAGUCAGUUUUUUAUUCUUGGCCAGCAUGGAGCGUCGUUGCGGUUGCCCGUUUGUCGUUUAGAGAGAGGCAAGACUAGCUGGGAGAGACUCUCCACCAGACUUUUAUGUUUAUGGUUGUUCUUUUUGGUGUUGUCUGUGUCGUUGUCGCAAUCGCAGCCGUUUUUAGACCCGCGUCACAUUCGUUGUCAAUUUUGGGCUCCCAUUGUUGUUGGUUUAGAUUUGUGAGUCGGCGAGUGUGCGUGCAUUGCUCAAAGCGAACGGCGAUCGCUUCUCAUAUUUGUUUACUUAAUUAUCGAGCUGAUCAGGCUGUGACGUCAGGUCGCCGAACGAAUUGACCAAAAAUCCAACAAGCAUGGAUCAGUCGGCCAUGGUUUCGCCUUGGAUCACUCUUUUCGUUAUAUGGCUCUCCGUGGGCGUAAAAUCUGUGGAGAUUGCCAAUAUAAGCCAUCCCUGUGCCUACGCCCACACGGUCAACAUUACGGAUGGGUUGCGGAUGAAGGAUGGCUCCUACUCAUAUGCUGGAGUAGUGGUCCCGCCGCAUCUGACUGCGGAGUACUCCUUCAAGGUGAUCGAUGGAGUGGAGUACCGGGCCAAGAAGCAUCUACGCGGUUGCGUCUGCCUGCUGAAGCCCUGCAUCAGUUUCUGUUGUCCGGAGAACCUCGUCUUUGAUGCCAAGCACUGGAACUGCACAAAGCCACACCAAGUCCGGGAGUCCACUCACGUGGAGCUCACCUACGCGAAUAGGUCGGUGGAACAAGUACGUAUUCGCGAUCGGUUUGUGGUGCGCACAGAGCUGGGUUGCCGAAACAAAUUCGUAGACAAGAAGCACGAGAACUUCUGGCAAUGGGACCUCCUCGAGAAUGGAACGCUGCAGCGGGACAAUCGCCUGUGGUCGACGGAUGAGUAUUGCUUUAGCCCGUUGGAGCACAAGCCUGAGCAAUGGGAGCUCACUCCGCUCAACUGCGAACGCUUUCAAACGGGCUACCGGGUUUGGAUUUACGCUAUUUGCAGUAUUAUUGCCAUCAUCAUAAACAUUUUCAUACUCUCUCUCCUUUGCUCUGUGAGAGAUGCCCGGAAAAGCCACUAUGGCCAGCUAAUCAUCUACUACCUGCUUUCCAUGAUCGUUGGGUACUCCCUGUUGGUCUACUUGGCCUUGAAGAAUCCCAUGAAGCUCACGCAUGUGGCUUGCAGAAAUAUAGGAUUUCUGGCCUACUUCUGCAUCAUGCUCUCCUUCGUCUUUCUGGCCAUUUGCAGUCUUGACUUCCUGCUCAAAUUUAAACAAAUGUCUGUUAAGAACUCGGUGCGUCAAUUGGGUCUUGCUCUGGCAGUCGUGGCGGUGAUUGGUCUUCGUUUCUUGGUGUCCUUAGCCCAGGACUCCAAGCUGCCCAAGCACUUCAAGCCAGGCAUGGGAGAAGAUUACUGCUGGUUCGAUGUUCGCACCUGGGGCAUUUUGAUCUACUACUACGGACCUAUUGCACUCCUCCUGAUAUUCACCAUUGUAUGCUGUCUCAAGGCCUACUUUUCCAUUUACGAAUUGCCACCAGAUACUCAGUACAUUACAGUACCCAGCACUCAACUAAAAAUCGUCAAGACCCAUUUCUAUGCAUUUAGCGCGUAUAUAGUGGGCGUGUUUGCCGUUUGGAUCCGGGAAAUUGUCGUAUAUAUAAUGGCCAGAGUGAGAGAGCAUUUCUUCAUCAUAGACUUCUGGAGUGGAAUUUGCAUUCUGGGCCUGGCCAUAGCUGGAUUUAUUCUGCUUCUCGGCAAGAAUUUGUACGUCAAAUCCUGGUGGGCCAUUAAUGUGGAAUCAAGUCAGACAGAUCUGAGUAUUAUUAAUGGUCGUGUAUACAAGUUCGAUGAGAAAGGCGAUCUAAAAUCUUCAGAUUCUCCCUAUAAGCCGACAGUGACGUCCCUUUGAAAGGAACUGAGAUUAUUGCUUAUCUGUGAACUCUGGUAUUCAUAUAGCUUAUGAAUCAUUACUUCUGUCGCGCACGGAAAAGUAUAAAUAUAACAAGUGCCUCAGUACUCUAGCCCUAAGAAAUAAACUUAUGACGAUGAUAUAAAUCAUUAAGUAGAACCCCACUUCCAGGUACUUUUCAUAUUUACAAAGUGCCAAAAUAUAUACAUAUUAAAAUUCA
This is a messenger RNA of Drosophila erecta, 2138 nucleotides long. Its product is annotated as probable G-protein coupled receptor Mth-like 9. The record is from RefSeq and is a predicted model, not a curated record. NCBI's taxonomy places the organism in Eukaryota, Metazoa, Arthropoda, Insecta, Diptera, Drosophilidae. Bases 356 to 1918 code for a protein of 520 amino acids. The transcript has 7 exons. Gene Ontology annotation, molecular function: G protein-coupled receptor activity.